Molecule: messenger RNA, 901 nt
Organism: Morus notabilis
Lineage: Eukaryota; Viridiplantae; Streptophyta; Magnoliopsida; Rosales; Moraceae
Exons: 5
Coding region: 8-490 (160 amino acids)
Source: RefSeq, a predicted model, not a curated record
GAAGAAAAUGAAAAUGAAGAAGACGGAAGAGCUAAGCGAAGAAGAGAAGAAAGCUCUCAGAGGAAGUAAAUUCGCACCUCUUCCGUCUUUGCCCUCCUCUUCUCGUUCCCAACCCAGGUUGUCUCAUCCAGGGGGACCAUUGACGACGAACAAGGCGGCGGCUUUAGCGAAGUUUCUGGAGAGAAAGCUUCAGGAUCCCAAUGGUUUGGCCUCCAUAAACCCUGAUCUUCUUGAACUCGCCGUCAAAAACGCCAAAGACACUGUUCUUGCAAGUGGUACUUCAAGUUCAGGAAGAAAUAUUAAACACGUAGACUCCUUUGAUGACGACGCUGAGGACUCUUUUGUAGAAGAGAACGCGGAAAGUUCUGAAUUAAAGAUACGCAAGAAAAAGGAGAAGAAAAAAAAGAAGAAAAACAAAAGACGGAAGCAGGUAGUGGAGGAUCAAGGGUGUGCUGUAAUGAAAAAGCCUAAAAAGAAGUUGAAAUUGUGAUUGCUGUAAGAUAUGGGGUUUCGGGUGAAAAUUAAUUUAUGGCUUCAAAAGCUGGGAGCAAGUUUUGAGUUGUUUUUGCCUUUUGUAAAAAAUGGAAUGGGUAGUGACAGGCUUUAGAAAGCAUAUUUCUCAACUCUAGUUAUGAGAUUAGCUUUUCUCUUUCAAUUCUUAGACACAUUAUGUGGAAAUCAUUUUUCCUUUCGCUACCCCUUUUUGAGAUCGAGUUAUGAUGCAUGGAAAAGCUUUUUGCAUAAAAGCAAAGAGAAUUUGGCAGUAAUACGUUUUGUUAAUUUUUUUUUGGGGCUAAACUUGCGUUUUUAGGCCUCGUUAAUUUCGUUAGUUCGAAUCAUAACCCAAUUUCUGAAGCAAAUUCAUAUGAAUUCACUUUGUAACUCGAACAAGCAAAAUGAA